Messenger RNA from Pseudomassariella vexata, 1089 nucleotides. RefSeq lists its product as uncharacterized. The transcript is spliced from 2 exons. The record is from RefSeq and is a predicted model, not a curated record. Bases 1 to 1089 code for a protein of 362 amino acids. Lineage: Eukaryota; Fungi; Ascomycota; Sordariomycetes; Amphisphaeriales; Pseudomassariaceae.
AUGGGUGUGCCGUCGGCAACGUCAUCCUCGGGGGGGGCUGAUGGUCGAGUUGGCAAAGAAUUGAAGGGCUUCGGCCGGGUUAUAUUAAGAAUGCGGACUGUUCUCAGGCACUCUGGCCAACCUUUCUCCAAACGAACGUCUAAAGUUCCACCAGUUCAACCGUCUCAGGCGCCUUCCAAUAUGCCUGUGCUCUCAAGGUAUAUACAACGCGCAACUGACCCGACGGAUGCCUAUCGUUCGAAUACUAAACGUCUACACAGCAAGGCUUCUUCGGAGGCUGGCACCUCCCAGAAGUCCCAGUGUGAGAAUGCGACAAGAGUGCCCAGGGCGCAAAUCCACGAAGAACGGGCCAAAAAACUCGAAGCCAGGUUCGGUUUGGAGAUCAAGCCCAGCGAGUGGCACUCCCUCGAGGGCGACGUCCUCCGGGUAGAGACGCCAGUUCGAGUUCGCGUGCAUCGGGAAUGCCAUCGCUGCCACAAGGCGUUCGGCGUGAGCAACGAAUGCGUCGCCUGCGGCCACAAAUGCUGCAAGCAGUGCAUCCGGUACCCUCCCAAGCGAACCGAGUCUGAGAAGGCCGCCGACCGGGAAAAGAUCACGGCCAUGGCCCAGAGAGAGAUGGAACUAGCGCCUAUCAUUCCGCACUACGGCCUCGCCCCACCCGUCCAGGUAACCCGCCCAGGACCGAAUGGUGGACAGGACCGGGUUUACAAGCCGGCGCGGAUGCGGCCCCGGAGAUACUGUCAUGAGUGCGGCACCAUCUUUCAUCUUUCUUCGGUGUGCCAGAAGUGUAACCACAAGCGUUGUGGGGACUGCCCACGAGAUCCUGCGAGUAAGGAUAAGUACCCCUACGGAUAUCCCGGUGAUGAUCCGGGUGCAAAUACCCCUACACUGCACUCCUGUCACGAGUGCCGCAGGAAAUUUCCAUUGAACGCGAAGGAUGGAGCCGACUGUUCCAAGUGCGGACACAAGAAGUGUGCGGAAUGCCCGAGACUUACUCCCAAGAGGUCCAUAACUCGACAUGAUCCGGCGGAGCUAAAAGGUUUACAGGAACAGUUGCGAGGCAUUUCGUUAGGCGAAACCAUGGAAUAA